Molecule: messenger RNA, 4762 nt
Organism: Drosophila simulans
Lineage: Eukaryota; Metazoa; Arthropoda; Insecta; Diptera; Drosophilidae
Gene: dsx-c73A
Exons: 2
Coding region: 399-1886 (495 amino acids)
Source: RefSeq, a predicted model, not a curated record
CCGCGUUUUCCGCUUGGAAAUUUUUAAAAGACGCUGCCAUCCAGCGGCCUGGAACAUUUGUAAUCCGACGUUAGAAGUCUGCGGAUCGUGGCCAAAAAGCAGAGUGUCCCCAGCCAGCUGGUAGAAGAUACUGUCAUUCCGACUCCUCCUGACUCUGGACUUCUCGCGUGUGUGUCUGUCUGUGUGUCCGAAGAUUUGGAGUUACUGUUAGUUGACACUAAUACGAGAGCGUGUGAAAUACGAGAAAUACAAGAAAAACCGAACGUGAAUCGCGAGUGCAAAAAGUAAAGAAAAUAGAAAGAAGAAGAAAAAACCCAAACAAACAAAAAAAAAAGAAUAGUACGAAAAAUCGAUAUAAGAAAACCUGAAGAAAACGAAACUCAGCAAUCGUGGUCAAAAUGGUGCGGUUAAGUGCAGCCUGGAGCUGCUGUUUUUUGGCCCUGAUUGCGUUGGUAUCCACUGUCGCCUCCUCCGCUGCAGAUUAUCCGGGUGUCAUCGAACUGGUGGGCUAUAGCAACCGCCGCGCACGGACUUACUUCCAGGAGCAACCCCGCUCCAAUCCCAAUCCCAAGCCCGGUUUGACUUCGGCCAAAACCCGGGCGGAUAUUGAGACUGUGAAGAGGAAUAUCCGAAAAUACGAUCGUUUGCUGGAGUUGGAUACGAAAAAUCUGCCCGAGCAGCAGAAGGAUAUGCUCGCCAGGAUUGUGGAGCGGGUGGCCAGGCUCAAGGAAUCCCUGGACAUUGAGGAGCAGCAGUUUAACCAGCAAGAAGCUACCUCCUCCAGGAGCAGUAGUAGUAGUACCACCACUAGUACCUCCAGUACCCAAGAAUCGCAAACAGAAGCGGAAACGGAGCGGGAUCAGGAGGCGAUCGAGCAGAGCACGCAGCUGCCCACUGGAGCCACCGAAGCUGAAACGGAUCCCACCCUAAUCCUAGACGAAACCACGCUGCUGGAGCUGCAAAACACGAUGAACGAGCAGGCUGCCAUGAGCACCAUAAUGAAGGAAAUGCCCACGACCACGGAUAUGAGUCAGCAGGAAGCGGAAUCGGAGGCCACCGACGAGGAGGGAGAGACCACCUCACCCAAUCUGACCACCCAAUCGGAGGCAGCGACCACCAGUGAUGAGUCCCUCACCGCUUCCACUGAUCCCGAUGAUCAAUUCGUAGCUGCCAGAUCGAAUAACAACAUAGCGGCCAUAACGGCAGCGGAUGAUGCCGAUGGCACCACCACAACCACCGCGAAUACGGGCAGUCAGCAGCGCACGUUGACCACCAUGGGAAAACUGAAGAAUCGGGCCACCAAGCGACCCUUCGCCCACAAGGUCACCGCCGCCCUGAAACGAGGAGGUCAGCGUCCGAGCAGCGUGAGUGCGGCAGCUGCGAGUGCGGCAGCGGCCUCAAAACCCAGUAGCAGCACCACCGCCGCCAGUAGCACCACCCAAAAACAGAAAUUGGCCACCAACAGUUUCCAGCAGAAGCAGCAGCAAGCGAAGCCACUGCAGAAGGUGACACCCUCGAUCGGCGGAGGUGGGUCAUCCAACCCGUCCUCGGCAUCUAUUCCCUCGGCUACCACAAAUUCCGCAGCUCCCGCCUUGCCCAUCGAGCAGUUGUAUACCCGUACUCCCCAGGCCAAUAUCCCAUUGGCAGCAGCGGCGGCAGCAGCAGCAGCAUCCUCAUCCGCAGCGGCGGCAGCAGCAGGAUCAGCAGGAUCGGGUGCCACGCCGGCCACCUACAGCAGCCAGCAUGACAGCAUGGUCUACGAUGGACAUGUCAAUGCGUCGGCCUUGAUCGACAGCCUGAACACAAACGCUCGGGAGGAAUACUACCAGCAGAAACUAGGAGCAGGCAACAAGGAUAACAAGGUAAACAUCUCUCCACCACAAUGACCAUUUAGAGUACGUGAUUCGGAAAACAAAGAGGCGGCCAAGAAAGCCAAGAAAAAGUCCAGGUUUUUGGCCCCCCCGAAUUGGCGCAAAGUUUAUUAUGCGAUUUAGCGGUUAAAAGCGGCAAUGACAACAAACAAACCAAAACAUUUUGACCCCUUUGCUGGCCUCUUGGUUGGGGUAAACGAGCAGACCUGAAGUAUGAGCCAUCAAAUGGUUAUGGAUUCGAUUCAUACACACCAACUUCUUCUCUUUUUUUUUAAGUGAAUUUGUUCGACAUGUUUGCCUUGAACAAAUGUACACAGAAAACGAAUGGAUUUGGGGCCUAUUUGGGUUAGUUUUUUAUGAGUAAACUGCGAAAGAACGCCGAAGAAAGUGAUAGCUAAUCGAGAUUUGAACGAGGAAAGUGAUUUUUUAAAAGAAUUUUACAUGAAAGCGAACAGGAAAGGGAGAAUGGUAUUCGGAAUUUUAAUAGAACCAAAAACAAAAGAUGUAAUCAAAGCUUAAAGUAUUAUUUACAAUAAUAUUCAAUGAAAUUUUUUUAAUAUAUUCAUAUUCAUUAAAAAUAGGAAUAUGAUAUCUAAACAAUAUAAUAUACCCAAGUUAAGUCUUGCACAUCGAUAACUUUUAGCUGAGAAUCAACAGAAAGUAGCACCAAUAAUUCACUUAAAACUUUCCAAAUUUCAAAUGUAAACCUUUUCCGGCAAUAAGAAGUCAUGUUCCAAGCAUCCGGCUAGCCCCACUUCGUAAUAUUACCGACUAAUGUCAGACUUCCCCUGGGUAUCAUGACCAAAUCGUUACCGUAAUGGCAGCAACAUUAAUUCUGUCCCACAAAGUGUCCCAAAGAACGGUGGCCCGGCCGGAGUAACUCAGUAACUCAUAAACGUGCAUUAAAGACCAUAUCAUAGCUGGCAUUUAAAGUCAUUAAAGGUUCAACAAACCUUAACCAACGAGCCGAAAGAACUGUUAAGGACCGGACCGGACCGCAGCGGACCCCGAUGGCCACGAAAACUAGAACAAUAAACUCGGCCAGCAGCAGUGUUUAACAAAAAAAAAAAAAAAAUGAACAAAAAACCGAGAAAAAAACACCCAAGUACCGAGAGGGGGCAAGAAAUGUAAAAAUAUUAUUAUUACGGCACUGGGCAUUAAAGCCAAAUGUAAUCCGGAGCAUCUGGCCGCCAACAACAGGGCUUAUGACCAAACACAAAAUACCCUAACUUGACCCGAAUGGCAUUAGAGAAACAACUAGAACAAAUUAGCGCUCGCUCUGCGGUUGACACAUUAAACGGAUUCUGAUUCUUCGAUUCUUCGGAUUCAGUUUCAUCGAAUUGGCCAAGAUGACAAUUAUGAACACGUCUUUGGCCGACUGCUUGAAUUGGGUAUGGAAUGUAGUGCUUGCUGUUGGAUUAUUCAACUAUUUUUUACCCUUUUUCAUUGCCAGCCAAAUCAUGUAAUUGCCUUGUAUGCAUCUUGGUUUUUUCUCACUGCACAGAAAAAAAAUAAUAUCUGCUUCUGCGAAACAUUAGAGUAGUCAAUUAUUUUGUUGUAUAAUAUCAUUUUCAUAUUAACUGUGCGUAUUCGUCUUUUUUCUCAAAUUUUAGUUACAUAAAGUUAGGAUCAUUAGUACGCAUAAUCUCUUUUUUCGUGUGCAUCUGCUACCUCUUUCUUUCUUGCAAUCUGUAUCUGCAAUCGUCAUCUUCAUCUUCAGCUCCACCUUUGUUUGCCGUUUGACAAGUUAUGCGCGGAAAAACAGCGCAGAAACAAAAAAAAAUUGUAACACCGCCUAAGAUGGAUAUCAGUUACGCAUGCGCAGCGCAGAAGGCCGCAUCCACAAAGAGCCAACUUUGGCCAGCGUUCAGCGGCCUGAAUGUCUGGCAAAGAUCUGGAGUGGCUCAAACGAAAGAGUAGGGAAAAUAUGGCUUGGUUUAGUUAAAGUUACAUACCAACAAAGUAUAUUUAUCUGAACAUUGAUUUUAAAAGAGAAGAGUCUUAAAAUAUAUUAAUUCUUACAAUUCUUCUGGAUUUUUAAGAUGCACUUUCAGGGCAAUAAAGUUGACCUUUUCAAUGGGAGUAACUAGGUAAUUUUUUCUAGCAGUUUACAUCACUUAUUUUUAGAGCAAAAAGGAAAUAAUGUAAUGCUGAAAUAUCAUGACUUUAUUUCAUAUUUAGUGAAGUGCAUUUUUCUUUCAAUGGCAUAAGUCACUGACACACUAUGUUAGUAAGGCUUAUUAAAAAAAAUAAUUUCCUUUUAAGCAAGAAAUUUUACUACACGCUUAGUUAAAUUUAAAUGACUAAAACUUAUUAUUACUCCACGCGCUCUUGCCUAAAGAUAAUAACUUUUAACUGUGCAAUUUGUCUUUCCCCUCAAACAUUUUAUGAUGACGAAUCCAUAAACCGUAGUUUAACUUAAUACUCAGGCUCAUACGCAAAAUAUCCGUUGGCCUGCGAUUUUUCCCAAAUAACUGGGCAAUUCUGGUAAACGAAAAACAACAAAAUAUAAAUAUCGGCAAUCAGGCUGUACGAUUUAUUGAACAUUUUAAUUACAACCUGCGGACAUAAACAACUUGAGAGUGUUGAGAGUUUACGAGAGCUUGGGGCUACUCAGAAAACACCGAAAGACCAAAAGGCCAUUGAAAUCGAGGAAUAGGAAAAGGCUAGCCAGCUGGAGGUUCCACCAAUGCGAAUGACUUUUACCGGGUUUGCGGUUGGAUGCUGUGCGGGAUGAUGAUGAUGGCCAAAACGGUGAUGAUGAUGAUAAUUAUCAAUUGCCCGUACGGCGCAAAGGGGAAAAAGCGUUAGGCAAACAAACAAAUAAAUAAUGGUAAACAAACAAACAAACAAAUAAACAGACGCCUUUGUGCCGGGAUUUGCAUGAGAAA